AUGAUCCCUCAAACAAGGUUGAUGGAGUCCCAAAUCUUUGAUUGGUAUUCUUCACUACCACUCAUGUUCUAUUUCGGUACACCCCAAGGUUAUGUGGCAGGCUUUGCUACCGACGCCAUGGUCUAUGUUCUGCGACACAGAUACAUCUCUUUCUGUGAGCUUGUGUCGCGGCCAUUCGUUAGACUUUGCGUGGAUCGACUGGUGAAAGAAAUCGAUUCCUCACUACACACUACUAUUACCUCAUACGCAUCCCAGGUCUCGACACCAGGGUACUUGGUAUGGUGUUCGAGCGGCGACGAGCGGUUCUCUAAUUCUUACAGCAGUCGACAGAGCGCAACGCCAGGCACGGGAGGAUCAGAUUCCCCGUAUUGUGAAAAGUUUAACUCUGCCGGAGAUUUGGAGAGAUGGAGUAAGGCAUGGUAUAUCGAGCAUGUCUCUAACCCCAACCUAGGUCUAUGCCUGGGGCUGAAGUCGCCUAGCUCUACAGAGAAUUUGCGUAAUAUAAGGGGUGCUUUCCAGAAAACUACAGAUCUUUGA
This is a messenger RNA of Fusarium graminearum PH-1, 537 nucleotides long. RefSeq lists its product as uncharacterized. NCBI's taxonomy places the organism in Eukaryota, Fungi, Ascomycota, Sordariomycetes, Hypocreales, Nectriaceae. The record is from RefSeq and is a predicted model, not a curated record. Bases 1 to 537 code for a protein of 178 amino acids. The transcript has 3 exons.